Theobroma cacao (cacao) is the source of this 2492-nucleotide messenger RNA. RefSeq names its product Protein kinase superfamily protein. NCBI's taxonomy places the organism in Eukaryota, Viridiplantae, Streptophyta, Magnoliopsida, Malvales, Malvaceae. Gene Ontology annotation, biological process: protein phosphorylation. The record is from RefSeq and is a predicted model, not a curated record. Gene Ontology annotation, molecular function: protein kinase activity; ATP binding.
GUAUACAAAGCUCUCUCUCAUUUCUAAUUACCUCUUCUCAAAAGUCUCAGUUUUUGUUUUUUGGUUUCCUGAAUUUUUGUUUCAUUUUAUUGUUUGCUUUGAAAGAAAAACCAGAAGCCCAAAUCAAGGAACUUCAAAAGAAAUCGUUAGCAGUUUUUGAAUUGAAGCUCAGUACUUUAGAAGGAGCAGAGUCAAUUGCAGCCAUUGAAGAAGAACUGGAAAAGAUCAGAGGAAGCUGAUGUUUGCUCUGUUUUCUUCUUGGAGAAUCCAAAAUGAUAUUGUGCCAAGCAAAACUAUCCUUCUCAGUAACAAUAGCAAUUCUUUUGGUCAUCUCCCAAGCAAAAUCAGUUAACUCAGAGAAGAACCGGUGCAAAGGUUCCUGCGUAAAAGGCAAUUUCUCAACAACCUUACCGUUUCCAUUCGGGUUCUCACCGGGUUGCCCCAUCCAACUCAACUGCAGCUCAGACGGAGUCCGGAUUGGAGAAUUCCUUGUCCUGAAUGUAACUUCUACGGAUAUCAUCAUCAAACUUCCCGUCGAAUGCGGACGACGGCUUGCCUCACUUUCAGUUCUGUUCGGUGAAAACUACGCGGUCUCUGUCGCUAAUAAUCUUCUGCUCCAAAACUGUACGAAGCAGUUACCAGCUCCUUGUGAAAUACGUUCGAAGUUUUUAGAAAGAUCAUUUUUGCCUAACUCUUGCAUUGAUAAGAGUGAUAAUAUAACUUGUUUUGCUGGCGGCGAUGGUGAGCAGUUGUUGAAUUUCAAGGAAGUUAGUAAUACGCAGUGCCGUUUCUUGUUCUCGUCGACUUCGAUCGUAGUUAACUCGGCUAGUAACUCAGUGGUUUCUUUGGAGUUGGAACGAGUUAAAUUGGCAUGGUGGGUUGAAGGGACGUGUAGCUGUGAUGCAAACGCUAAUUGUACAAAUGUUAAGAAAGGUAACAGAACGUUGGGGUUCACGUGCCUUUGCCAUAAAGGGUAUGAAGGUGAUGGGUUCAAAGCAGGCGGUGGUUGCCGGAGAGUUCCUCACUGCAAUCCUUCAAAAUACAUAUCUGGCAAAUGCGGGGGAACUACAAGAGUUGGUGUCCUGGUUGGAGGGCUUAUUGCUGGAGCUUUGCUGACGGGUGGUGUGGCUCUUUUAUGUUGCUAUGUGCGACGGCGUUCUAGUUCCUUGAACAAACAGAUGAGUGCAAAGCGCCUUCUAUGUGAAGCUGCAGGCAACUCAAGUGUUCCAUUUUAUGCCUACAGAGAAAUUGAAAGAGCUACUAAUUGCUUCUCUGAUAAACAAAGGCUGGGGACUGGAGCCUAUGGUACAGUUUAUGCAGGAAAACUCCACAAUGAUGAUUGGGUUGCCAUAAAAAGAUUCAGAUAUAGAGACCCUGACAGUAUUGACCAAGUAAUGAAUGAGAUUAAGCUGCUUUCCUCUGUCAGUCACCCGAAUCUUGUCCGCCUCUUAGGUUGCUGCAUAGAGGAGGGCGAACCCAUCCUGGUCUAUGAAUUUAUGCCUAACGGAACUUUAUCCCAGCAUCUGCAAAGAGAGAGGGGUGAAGGACUUCCGUGGACAGUAAGGCUCACAAUCGCUGCUGAAACUGCCAAGGCUAUUGCCUAUCUUCACUCUGUGAAUCCACCUAUUUUUCACCGAGAUAUAAAGUCUAGCAAUAUACUCUUGGAUUUCAGCUAUAGAUCCAAGGUAGCUGAUUUUGGUCUUUCCAGGCUUGGGAUGUCUGAAUCAUCCCACAUCUCAACUGCCCCUCAAGGAACACCAGGCUAUCUUGAUCCUCAAUACCAUCAGUACUUCCAUCUGUCAGAUAAAAGUGAUGUCUACAGUUUCGGGGUCGUUCUUGUGGAGAUAAUAACUGCAUUGAAAGUGGUCGACUUCUCACGUCCUCAUAGUGAGGUAAACCUGGCAGCACUCGCUAAUGAUAGGAUAGGAAGAGGCUGUGUCGAUGAGAUACUCGAUCCAUACCUUGAACCACAUAGGGAUGCUUGGACACUUUCAUCAAUUCAUAAUGUGGCCGAGUUAGCAUUUAGAUGCCUUGCUUUCCAUCGGGACAUGAGGCCUACCAUGACCGAGGUUGCGGAAGAGCUAGAACACAUCCGGCUCAGCGCUUGGGUACCCGGCAUGUGCAUCGAAUCACCAACAGCUUCCUCUUGUCCAUCCUCCGAUGAUGAAAGUGAGAGAUCCCUAAGGACCAAGACAAGCAAGAAGUCAGUGGUGGGAAGCCAGAGAUUGAUUGUGAAGCAAAGGGGAGGAGAUUGUCUGACUUCCUUAGAUGAAGUCAAAAACAGCUCCCCUGUUUCAGUCCAAGAUCAUUGGUUAAGUGAACAAAGCUCACCUUCAACAAACAGCCUGUUGGGCAAUGCAUCCCAUCGAGAAUGAGAUCUCACAACAUCCCUUUGCCUUUUGCUUGCUUGCCUCUUGACAAGUGUUUCAUUAAUAGCAAUUAGUAAAGCCAUUACUUCUUAUUUUAUACAUCAAUUCUGAAGUUAGAAAGCA